UGAAACUGCAAGGCAAACAACGACACUCAGAAUGCCUUUUCAACCAGCGAUUUCCUACGAUUCCGAUCUCAAAGUCUGGAGUGGAGAUCAAGUAAUGCACUACUUCGACCCACACCUAUCCAUCGGAGAGAUCAUUUUCCACGAGAUGCGAAGGCAUCCCAAGCUCAUUGCUCAGAUCUCCGCCACGGAAAACACAGUACUCACCAGAGAGGAACUUCAUGCGAAUUCCAUGCACGUUGCCAGCUAUAUGAGAUCUAUGGGUCUACUCCAGUCCGAUGUGGUUGGCAUUAUCGCCAGGAAUACCACCCAUAUUUUCGCAGUGACCUAUGCCUGCUUCUUCAACGGAAUCGCCUUUCAUUCCCUAAACAUCGCUUACGAAGAGAACACCAUUGAGAAAUUAUUUGACAUAACCAAGCCCAAGUUAAUAUUCUGUGAUGGAGAUGAAUUCGAUAAAGUUCGAGCUGCCACCGUUCACCAGAAUGUAAAAAUCAUCACCAUGCGUAAUCAUCCCACUGGAUCUAUAACUAUAAAUCAGGUCCUGGCCACCCCAAUCGAGGAUAACUUCCUGCCAUCCCAACUGGAACAGGGUAACGAUCAGACCCUGGCCAUUCUCUGCUCCUCGGGCACCACUGGUAUACCAAAGGCUGUUACCAUAACGAACAGUCGACAGAUUUUAGCUGCCAGCUUCCGCUUGACAACCGACGACGUUCAGUUCACCCAAAGCACUUUGGACUGGAUAACCGGACUGCUGACCACGAUAACCUCGGGGGUGUUCAGCACAAAACGCAUCAUAUCGGAUAAUGCUUUCGAUGCUGCCCUUUUCAUGCGACUCGUCGAGGAAUAUAAGAUCACCUGGACCAUUCAGGCACCCGCCCAUAUGGCCAUGAUGGUGAACUGUCCCUCAUUCGAAACCUCUGAUCUUUCGAGCUUGCGUUAUUAUCUUUUUGGAGGAUCGAGAGCCUCGGUGGAGACUCAGCAUCUGAUCAGGAAUCGUUUAAGUAGUAACUGCCUGCACUUCGCUUACGGAUUCACGGAGCUGGGUGCCAUGGCAUCGAUUAACUUCCACUUUGACGAGAAACCCAAUUCCGUGGGUCGGCUGGUCAGUGGGAUUAAGCUGAAGAUAGUCAGUGAGCAGGGCGAGUCCCUGGGUCCAGACGAGGUGGGGGAGAUUUGCAUACAUAACGGCCAGUAUUGGGCCGGGUACUACGGCAAUCCGGCGGAGACCCACUUGAUGCGGGACUCCCAAAUGUGGUUCCAUAGCGGAGACCUUGGCUACGUUGACGACGAUGGAUUUAUCUAUAUAGUGGAGCGGAAAAAGGAUAUGCUAAAGUAUCAGAACAUCAUGUACUAUCCCAACGAGGUUGAAAGUGUCAUCUCUGAAAUGCCGGACGUGGUGGAGGUCUGUGUGUUCGGGGUUUGGGAUCAGAUCUAUGGCGAUGAGGCUGCUGCUGCUGUCGUGAAGAAACAAGGCAGCUCUCUUAGGGCCCAGGAUGUGGUGGACUACGUAGCGGAACAUAUAAAGGCCAAGUAUAAGCAAUUGAACGGAGGAGCCAUAAUCGUUGAGGACCUCAAACGCAGUCCCAAUGGGAAAACCAACAGAAUGGCUAAUAAAGCGCAUUUCCUGGAGGUCAAGAACUCUAGUUAAUGGCUGACAUUGGAUCAAGUUUUGUUUCGUUUUAUCAUUUGAUUACAAAGUAGAACAAUUAAAAGUAAGAAAUAUAGAUUUUA
Molecule: messenger RNA, 1728 nt
Organism: Drosophila bipectinata
Lineage: Eukaryota; Metazoa; Arthropoda; Insecta; Diptera; Drosophilidae
Biological process (GO): long-chain fatty acid metabolic process; fatty-acyl-CoA biosynthetic process
Molecular function (GO): long-chain fatty acid-CoA ligase activity
Source: RefSeq, a predicted model, not a curated record